This is a messenger RNA of Solea solea (common sole), 4791 nucleotides long. RefSeq names its product apoptotic chromatin condensation inducer 1b (gene acin1b). The record is from RefSeq and is a predicted model, not a curated record. Gene Ontology annotation, molecular function: RNA binding. Lineage: Eukaryota; Metazoa; Chordata; Actinopteri; Pleuronectiformes; Soleidae. The transcript is spliced from 17 exons. The coding region runs from base 27 to 3659 and encodes 1210 amino acids.
GAGUUUAGACAAGCGGAGGGAGCAAAAUGGCGGACGAAGAUAUUACGCUUGAUGGAAAACCUCUACAGUCGCUCCGCGUCGCGGAUUUAAAAGCCGCUUUGGAGCAAAGAAACCUGCCCAAAAGCGGUCAGAAAAACACGCUCAUUAAGCGACUGAAAGGGGCUCUAAUGCUAGAAAACCUACAGAAGUCAUCCUCCUCCCACACCCACAGUGCACUGCAGCCCAACUCUCAGAUUGGGGAGGAGAUGUGCCAGAACAGCUUCAUAAAACAGUACCUGGCCAAGCAACAGGAACUUCUUCGCCAGAGACUUGAGAGAGAGGCCCAGCAAGAAGAAGAGGCUGAUGAAAGCCCAGCAGUGCCAGAGGAUGAUGACGAGCACUUGGAAGACAAUGACAGUUUCUCCUAUGUCUCUACCAAGCAGAAUUGCCCCAUACCAUCCCAGUCCACUCUGAGUAGGGCAGAAGAGAAAGGAGGUGGUGAUUCAGUUGUGGGUCAUCGGAUGAUGGCAUACAGCACUGACAUGGACCCCAGUCUUGCCAUUCACUGCCAGGAGUCCUCUGAAACUCCGGGACCUAGGAUGCAGCAAGCAGCAGGGCAUAAGGAGCCACCAGUCCCCUCACCUCCCCGUGCUGUCGCCUCACUGUCAGUGCGUGUCCUAGGUAAGCCUGACCGCCAAGGGCUGCCCCCUGUUGUGCCCAGAGUCCAGGAAAAAGAGGGCACUGCACCGAAUGAACCAGGAUCAGCUCAUCCUGUUCUCCAUCUCAGCCGAUCUGCUGGAGUUUCAUCAGGAAGUCAUGUCCUUAAGGACAGCGACGAUGAAGAUGACAGUGAUGAUGAGCGUGACGAUGAUGACGAUUGGGGCCCUGGUCCUGGCAAGGCACGAAAGGGAAACAGAGUCCCUCCCCAGCCGCAGCAGAUGUCCCCUACUGUGGCUGGUGGAAGGUCCAAACGUAAGCUUCAAGUUCCGCAGCACAUCCCACCACCACAGGUACAACACACCCCCAUGCAGCUGCGCCACCCCACGCCUCCUCCCUCACCACCACCCAACCUGUUUCCCCUCCCUGAUACUCCCAAGCAGAGUCCACCAGACCAAGAAGACCAGGAGGGAAAAGCUCCUGCACUAGGCCCAAGGAUGGGGUCAUUUCCACCUCCUACCAUGCAGAGGCAAGACUCUGACUCAAGCUCGUGCUCCAGCAGUCCUGAGCCUCCUGUGAAGCGUAGGCCAGGACCUCUUUCUCUUCUUGUACACAAGAUGGAGUCAGAGGGGGCUUUCUGUACAUCUACAGAAAAGUCAGAAGAUACAUCUCACUCUACUGCUGGGUCCUCCACCGAAUCUCCACAACAAAAACUGGAGAGAAAGAGGCAAAACGAGGACAGAGAGAUGGAGGGGCAACUAAAGAAGGAGGAGAGAGAAAGAACAGCAGGAGAGAGAAAGAAAGCACAGGAACAGGAGAGAGAGAAGAAACACAUGGAAGAAGAGAAGGAGAGAAAACAAAUUCAAGAGGAGGAAAGAGAAAAAGAGAGAAAAUGCCAGGAAGAGGCAAAAGAAAGAAAACAUCAGGAAGAGGAGAAAGAAAAAGAGAGGAUAUGCCAGGAUGAGAAGAGAAGAGAGGAGAAUCACCUUAAGAAGGAGCAGGACAAAAGACAGCAGAUGGUGAACAAAGACAGGAAGGUUGCCACUGUGACCGAGGGACAAGAUUCAGGUUCCUCAUCAGAUUCUGACUCCAAAUCUGACUCCUCUUCACAGUCAUCGUCAUCAUCAUCCUCCAGGGAUAAAGCCUCUCCUGCCCGACAGCUGAAGAAGGUAGAGGAGGCAGAGGACGAGAAAACUAAAACAAACCUGUGUAAAGAAGUGGAAAAACAACACCUUUCAAAGAGGGAGGUGUCAGAGCCCAGUGCAGCUGCUGUGACAGAGGUGGAACCAGAGUCUGAGAGUUCCAUGGCUGAGCAGCCGGCGUCCGAGGCUGAGCCGGAGAACAGCGAGAACCGCCUGGAGGAGAGCACCACUCCUAAGGCUUUUGCUGCUCGCAAGAUAUCCUUGACCAGCAGUAAGUCUUCCCCAGCCACUACAGAUGGAGGAGGAGAGGGUGAGACAGGAACUGCAGCAGCAGGGAGGAAGAGACGAUGGGGCUCCAGCACAGCAGUCACUACUAAGAAACCAUCCAUUAGCAUAACUACAGACUCACUGAAGUCUUUGAUCCCAGACAUUAAAAUAAACCAGGAGGCAGUGGUAGACCUACAUCCAGAGGAGCUGCAGCUGUCUGAGGACGAGAGUAACCAGGACAACAGCCGCAGUGAUGAGGACAAAGGACUCAAGAUUCGACGCACUGUCACACAGGUGGUUCCAGGUGACAGCCAGGAAAAUGGCCAGACAAAUGAAGAGGAGGAGGUAGAGAAAAAGGAGAGGGAAAAACAACGCCGAGUUUCCAGAGACAAAAGGAAGAGCAGUCUCUCAGAGGAAGCCUCAGAAUCACAGACGUCUGUCAAAACUGAAGAGGAUGAAAUGAAAGUGACCCCCAGCGACAGCCUGGUGCGUCGCUCUAUUAGUCAACAGAAGACUGGCGUGUCUGUCACCAUAGACGACCCUGUUCGCACAGCUAAGCAGCUCUCGCCGCCUCGUGGCAAAAUCUCAAAUAUCAUCCAUGUGACCAACCUGGUGCGACCCUUCACUCUGGGCCAGCUGAAAGAGCUGCUCAACCGGACUGGCACUGUGGUGGAGGAGGGAUUCUGGAUCGACAAGAUCAAGUCUCACUGCUUUGUCACAUAUGCAACAACAGAUGAGGCAGUCGCCACUAGAACUGCCAUCCACGGCGUCAAAUGGCCUUUGAGCAAUCCCAAGGUCCUCAGCGUUGAUUUCUGUGAACAGGAUGAGCUGGACUUUCACAAAGGUGUCCUGAAGCCAGAGAUAGAGGACCAUGUGGUCCAACCUGUUGUUCCUCAGAACCGGCUGCCUCCUCUGAUGCCCGAGAGAGACAGAGAGCAUGACAGGGACCGAGACAGAGAUAGGGAGUGUGAGCGGGACAGGGAGCGAGGAGCAGCCGGAGUGAGAGACAUAUGGGCAGAGCGCGAGAGAGAGAUGGAGCGCCGGGAGCGAGCCCGCGGUGAACGGGAAUGGGACCGGGACAAGAUCCGGGAAUUCGCAAGACCAGGGGAGGAUGGACGACGAUCUCGGUCCAGAGAGAGAGAGCGAAAGAGGAAGGACAGGGCAAAGAGCAAGGAGAGAAAGACGGAUAAGAAAGAGAAGGGAGAUGAACCGCCGGCCAAACUUCUAGACGACUUGUUCCUCAAGACCAAAGCCGCUCCUUGCAUAUACUGGCUUCCACUCAGUGAGGAACAGUCAGCACAGAGGCUGCUGGACCGCGAAGAGAGGCAAAAGGAGCGUGAGCGGCGGCGCAAGGAGCAGGAGGAGGAGGAGGACAAGAAGCGCGAAGAAGAAAAGAAAGAACGGCUGAAGGCUCGGGAGAAGGACGUCGCUGUGACGGUCGGCGGCGGAGCAGCGGGACGAGGAGCUGACGCGGACAGAGAGAGGGAUCGCGGCCGAGACAGAGAGGGGGACAAGAGGAGAGACAGCGGUCACCGGCCCAGGCGACCCUCGGCAGGUGCUGGCAGCGGACGGCGGUCUCGAAGCCGCAGCAACCCGAGAGAUAGACGCCGCUGAGGUGUAGGGACAGCUGCUGGGAAAGCUGAGGGAGAGCGAGGGAAUCGGUGAAGCAGAGGACACAGCAGACAAAGUCUUGGGGAGAAAGCUUGUUUCCACCUGGCCAAGCAUCUUUCACCUCAAAUCCAGGACUUGUCUGCUCCUCUCUACCUGCUCCACCACGCUUUAAUUCAUCCACUUUAACACCAGCAUUGUCUUCCAAACGAUUCUGCCAUUUUUCCCACCAUCCUAAUGUCAAAUCACACAGAAAAUGUUUAAAUACAUGCUCGGUUUGAUGUGAAUUAACGCUCCAUCUAGCUCCACCCUUUCUCUUUCCGUCUUCCAGAAGCAAAAUCCAGUCCCCUCCCAGAGAGCACAGCGUUCCCUCUCUCCUCCGUGUAGCGCUGUUAAUUAUCCUCCGUUGAAGAACAGAGGCAUGGAAGGGAGGUGGUUUUUCUGGCUCGCCUCAGCAUUUUGUCCCUCUGAGGUUUGGGAGCCCGCCUCUUUAUUUUAGUUCUGUGGCUGCACAGUUCCUUCCUCCUCAGAGCCCUGUAAUAAAACCAGUCCAAAAUAGAUCUGACCCUAACGUGUUUUCUCUGAUCAGUUUUAGUGUUUCACUCUGCUGUCUUUUUUAUUUUAUUUUUUUUAAUACUGUAUACGACUAGAUUCACAGGCUGUCGUCAUGAGGAAAAGUUGUUUUCUUUUGUCAAAGUUUUAUGGAGGUCCAAUUUAUUUGGCCUUAGAGGAUUGUUAUGUGUGUGAUGACCAUCUUCACGCUGUAACCUAGAUGAGGUAGUGUAUGUUCAUGCGUGUGGUGGUGAUGCUGCAGACAUGCAAAUGCCCGAGUCUCUUUGAUGGUUGAUCCACAAAAAAAGGGGGUAAGAUGAAAUUCAUGUCAGUGGAGGUUUAUUCUGUAACAAAACAGGAAGCUGAACCUCCCUGCAUUGAAGUCUAUUUGAAAAUCCCUCCUUUAACCUUUCAAUCAAAUAUAUUUAAGGAGGUGGGAAUAAUGUUUCUUCUAAUAGUGUCAUGGUUACAAUUUUAAUGUUUUUAGUUUGAAGUUUGAUUUUUGCUUUUUCUCUUCCUGCAAGUGCUGAAUGUACCAAGAAUUUAAAAAUGAAUAAAUUUAAAUGGGUUAUCAGCUUUUCCUCUA